Molecule: messenger RNA, 882 nt
Organism: Cantharellus anzutake
Lineage: Eukaryota; Fungi; Basidiomycota; Agaricomycetes; Cantharellales; Hydnaceae
Exons: 2
Coding region: 270-671 (133 amino acids)
Source: RefSeq, a predicted model, not a curated record
UCUCAUGUGCGCCGCAGCACAAGAUAACAAUAAAUUCGGCCAACUCCGCUGUAAACAUUGAUAGGAACAUGGAUCGUCCACAAACUCGUUAUGAACAAGGCUAAUUGGUUUACUAGUGACCAGUCAUAGGUGUCUCUCUCAACAACUGGAUGAAAAUCUUGUUGAAGAAAACGCUCACAUCGCCGAAAACCAUGUGGAGCACGAUGAUAUAAGGACCAGCCAUGCAAAUUCCCCAGUAGCUAGCAGCCAGUCCUCCAAAAGUCAUAAUAAUGCGCCCGUCCUGGAGCAUCUUCGUCCUGCCAACCGUUCUACUUCUUCCCAUCGUCGCAGCUGAUUUUCACGCUGGCUCAGUCACCUGCAAACAGUUCUGGCCAUGGGUCGAACAUGAUAAAUAUGGGGUCAUCGUCCCUGGGAACCGAGACGCCUGCGAUGUGGUAUCGGGUCCGUACUCUAAUCAAGGGUUUAAAUAUGGGCCAGAAAUGACCGCUACGCUUUGCGGUGCUACAAUUACCAUUUCCAACACCCAAUCGUGGACGAGCUCAGACGGGGGAAGUGGAAUAUGCUAUCAGAUCAAUGGUGGAAGCGGAGUGGACAGUACGUGCUGGAAUGGGGACUUCGGGGAGUGCACAUGGACUGAUCAUAUCUGGUGCGAGUCGAACUUGUGCAAGUAGAAGGGGGAAAGUUGUCCUAGCAUCUAGUGACGCCAGCACGGUAACCCUUGUGAUUUUCUAGUUUCGGAGAUUGUAAACCUAUGUUCAGACUAUCACGAUGGCGUUUGUAUUUUUCUAGCUUUUUGAAAUUGUAGCUCAUGUAUAUACUAUACCUGCCGGAAUCUUCGGUACCCGCAAGUCGCGUUAAUCGAAGGGAUGCUGAGGGUCUGUC